AUGCAUUUCGCCGCGUCGGUAGCUACCCAGCUGCUGAACGACUUCCCGUCCGUCCGGUUCAGUCUCCUCGUCGGCAUCGGCGGCGGGGUUCCGGAUCUGGACCAGGGCGUCGAUAUCCGGCUUGGGGAUGUGGUGGUUAGUAGACCGGCGGGGAGAUAUGGCGGGGUGGUGCAGUUUGAUCGGGGCAAGGCGCUUGCGAGUGGGCGAUUCGAGCGGACGGGGGCGCUGCAGCGGCCGCCGGAUGUGCUGCUGGGUACGGUUGCCAGGCUGGAGGCGCUCCAUCGGAGGGUGGAUAGUGAGGUCCCGAGGUAUCUGCGGGAGAUGAUCGAAAGGUAUCCGAAGAUGAAAGAGGGGAAGUAUACCUACCAAGGAGCGGAGAAUGAUCGGCUCUUCCGGGCGGAGUCCGAACAUGCGGGUGGAAAGGACUGCCAUGGCUGCGAUCCGGGGGAGAUUGUUGAGCGUGAGCGCCGGCCCCAUCCCAGCCCGGUGGUGCAUUACGGGACGAUCGGAUCGUCGAAUGCUGUGGUCAAGGACGGCCGGUUGAGAGAUAUGAUCAGAGAUGAGCUGGAUGUCCAGUGUGUGGAGAUGGAGGCUGCCGGGUUGAUGGAGUCGUUCCCGUGUCUGGUUAUACGGGGCAUCUGCGAUUACGCGGAUUCGCAUAAGAACAAAAGAUGGCAGCCUUAUGCUGCUGCGACGGCGGCUGCGUAUGCAAAGGAGUUGCUGUCUUUCAUUCCACCGUUGGAAAGGAUGCCACGGGCCAGGGCGGAAAACAUCCAUGCUCCGCCGCGAGGCUAUACCAGGAUACUCGUGGGAAAUGCCGGGAAUGUCAUCAAUGGGCCUGUGUCUGGGGAUGUUGUCGCUGGAGACAAAGUCAAUGGGGACAAGAUACUGUGGGGUGAAAGGUGGUAA
Molecule: messenger RNA, 909 nt
Organism: Aspergillus thermomutatus
Lineage: Eukaryota; Fungi; Ascomycota; Eurotiomycetes; Eurotiales; Aspergillaceae
Exons: 1
Coding region: 1-909 (302 amino acids)
Biological process (GO): nucleoside metabolic process
Molecular function (GO): catalytic activity
Source: RefSeq, a predicted model, not a curated record